GGGGGGGGGGGCGUGGAGGAGAAGCGGUCGAGGUCAUCACGGAUGCGUCGACACCGCGGCGAUAAGGUUCGUUCUUCCUCGUCCUCGUCGUCUUCGUCCCGGAGGGCCCACGGGGGCUCCGGCGUAUCAACGUCGUCGGCACCGCGGUCCCACGCCGGUUCUCACGAUCUCGCCGCCUGGGAGGAGGCGGGGGGUGCGAGAGGGGCACCGGCACCGGCGGCGGCGGCGGCGGCCGUGGUAGAGGCUCUCAAAGGCGCGGCGCCGGUGGGCGAAGCCGUGGACGAAUCCGGCGGAGGGAAAAGCGGCGCUACUAGCGAGCCAGGGCGUGGUCCGUCGUCGGGCCGUAACCUUGGCCACAGCAACGGCGAACGACCAAGCAGUGGCGGCCGUGGUGAUGGCGCAAGAAAGGGUAGUCCCGCCGCCGCCACCGAGCCACGAUCGUCGGAGUCUGCGAGCAGGCCGGGACCUCCCGCGGACGGCGGCGAUAACGCCAGUAAGCCCGGUGCGGAGCCGGACGCGACUGCUGCGGACGGAGACGGGGCUGCAGGGGGUCGUCGUGGUCAGGGCGGAGGCGGUGAUGAGAUUGAGGCCAAGGAGGGUAAGGAGGGGGCGGCUGGGGAAGAAGCGGGGACGCGGCCGCUGCCGCUGCCGGCGCCGCUGGUGACGAAAAGGAGCUGGGAGGAUGACGACGUCGGCGACCUCUUCGAGAGCGGCGGCAACGGCAGCGACGACGCCCUGGUGGUUGCGGCGGAAGGGACGGGGGGCGUUGGUCAGGCGGCAGCGGCGGCGGGGGAAGCCCGAGAGGCGCGGAACUUGUGCGAGAACGGAGAAGGUAACAAGGCGGGUCUGGUGGGAGGUAGCCAGGCGGCAAGCCCGUCAGGAGUGCGACCGGCACGGGGCGAGGAAGGAGGCGUGCGGAGCGCCGGCGGGCACUCGUCGCUACCUCCUACGCCACCGUUGGGAAGGACGCUCGAGCUUGACGGCAGGUCGGAGAAGGACACGCCCACGUCGGUGCCCAAGUCCUCGCUGGGCAUGCCCUGGGGCAGCGUUGUCUUCAGGAGCAACACCUCCGAGAGCCCCGGCGCCAACUCGAUGAACUCGACGGCCGGGGUGCUGGGGUUGGGAACGAGCGGCGAGCUGCGUGACGCGGGGGAUGGCAGCGUUGCAGUCGCCGACGAUUUUGGGGGGGGCGGCCCUGAGGCACGAGAAGAAGAGGGGAUACGUGGAUGGGAAGAAGCGGGGGUGGGCGCCGCGGCGGCGGGACGCGCCGCUUUGGCGCGCAUUGACAGCAUCACCGAGGCUGAUGAUGAUUCGGCGUCGAAGGCCGCUACUGGGGAGGAAGAAGAGCCGCUGCAAGCGUUGCCAGAAGGGGCGCCAACGGGAGGCGGCGGCUCCGCCGAUGAUGAUGAAAAUAGCGGCGGCGUCACGCCCCUUCCGAAAGGGGCCGAUGGUGAUGUGGUGGUCGAGGAGGAGGAGGAGGAGGACGGGACGACCGAGACAGUGGAAGCGUCAGCGGCGGAGACGGCGGACGUGACAGAAGAUGAGGUCCGAUUGACGGCCGCGUUCCACGCACACCUAACCCCGGCGCUUUGCGAGCUUUGGGAAUCCACCGAGGACGGCUCUGCGCGACGUCAAGCUGUUCAAGAAGUAUGCUUGGCCCUCGAGAGACUCGAUGGCUGCAGCGAUGGGCAGCUGACGCUCGACUUUGUGGGCGCGAUCGGCAAGUCAUGGUCCUCCGCGCAGGCGUCUCCUGACGCACCCACCCCCCCCACUGCCGAGUAGUUCCUCCCGCGGCGCCCCCCCUCACGACGAAGUGUGUCGUCCGUGAACAUAUAUAGAUCUCCUUGUGUUUGCGAUUUUUUUCUGCUUGCCUUCUGGACGCCGUAAGCGGUGUUGCCUAGGGGUGAGUAGAUGUGUGUUUUCUUGAGAGACUACGGCUUUUUUUUUUUAGUAGUGCUGCUGGGUAGCGGGUAGCGUUGCCACUCUGGGCAUGCAUGCCCCGGGUUAAACUUGCUUGGCAUGCAUGCUCCGUCGCAAGGCGACUGGGGUAAUCGAAAGCGCAUGAAGCCUGAUGGUGGCGGCCGGGUGAUGAUUUGUACCCUUCGCACUACCUCGAUGGAUAAAUGUCAGUCGGGUUUGUUUUGCCCGCUGCGGUGUGCGUGCCCCCCCCCCCCC
This is a messenger RNA of Ectocarpus sp. CCAP 1310/34, 2175 nucleotides long. The record is from the annotation of a GenBank genome assembly. Lineage: Eukaryota; Phaeophyceae; Ectocarpales; Ectocarpaceae.